Molecule: messenger RNA, 1449 nt
Organism: Carassius auratus (goldfish)
Lineage: Eukaryota; Metazoa; Chordata; Actinopteri; Cypriniformes; Cyprinidae
Product: phosphatidylcholine:ceramide cholinephosphotransferase 2-like
Exons: 6
Coding region: 1-1125 (374 amino acids)
Biological process (GO): ceramide biosynthetic process; sphingomyelin biosynthetic process
Cellular component (GO): endoplasmic reticulum membrane; Golgi membrane; plasma membrane
Molecular function (GO): ceramide cholinephosphotransferase activity; sphingomyelin synthase activity
Source: RefSeq, a predicted model, not a curated record
AUGGCAGCAUCUCAUCUUUUGGACGAACAAGAAGAUGACACACCCAACGGUGGCUACCAUAUGAUGGUGACGAUAGAGGAUGGGUCACGCCCCCAGACCACGCCCACUGGCCGGCCACACCCCUCUCCGGUCACUUCCAGUGGCGAUCAGGUUGACGACAGCAAGUCGACACGUUUGGCGAGAGGUUUCAGUAAAGCCUUGCGUAAAAACCAGGAUUACAUCCGCAUCCCGGUCUCAAGGUCCAUCGACUCCCUGCUGCCGGCGGAAUGGUGGAAGACGGGAAUCGCCUUCAUCUGGGCCGCAUUUAACCUCGUCCUCACUACGGUCAUGAUCACCGUCGUCCACGAGAGAGUCCCGGACAAGUCCAUCAGCCCGCCAUUACCGGACAAAUUCUUCGAUUAUGUGCCGCGUUUUGAGUGGGCUUUUUCCGUCACCGAGGUGAACGGGAUGAUCCUGGUGGCUCUGUGGUUCAUCCAGUGGCUCUUCCUCAAGCACAGAGCCAUCGUGGGCCGAAGGUUUUUCUUCCUGCAGGGAAUGUUGUAUUUGUACCGUAUGGUGACCAUGUACAUCACAACUCUUCCUGUUCCCAGCAUGCACAUGCACUGCGCCCCGAAGCUCUACGGUGAUUCUCAGGGCAAGAUCAAGCGUGUUUUGCAGCUGGUGUCUGGAGGAGGUUUGUCCAUCACUGGCUCUCAUCUCAUGUGCGGUGACUUCCUGUACAGCGGCCACACGGUCAUGCUGACCCUCACCUUCCUCUUCAUCCAGGAAUACUCGCCCCGCUCGCUGCUGUGGCGUUGCUAUCACGUGAUCUGCUGGUUCCUAAGCGCAAUGGGUGUGAUCUUUAUCCUGAUAGCGCAUGAGCAUUACAGCCUGGACGUAGUGGUGGCGUAUUUCAUCACCUCACGCCUCUUCUACUGGUACCACACCAUGGCCAACAACCGGACCUUGAGAGGAUCUCCUCACAACUAUCUGAGCCGGAUUUGGUGGAACCGUGUGUUUAACUUCCUGGAGAAGAACGUUAAGACGACGGUUCCCUGCUCGUUCUCGUGGCCGCUGUUGCCUCCAUCUGCCGUCUUCAAGAACCCGUGCAAGAGCUACUCAAUAGUGCAGAGCGCACAAGAUUAAUGACACCACAAACACUACGCCUGCAAAUCAAGAUCCUGUUUACUUGAGCACAGCUUUUUACAUGCUUUGAAGAAUAUGUUUUUGUGCGGUUCCUGAUGAACGUAGACACAUGCUGCCAUGUUCCUUAUAGUAUUGUUUUCACACUGUACUUAAGACAUAAUUCAAAUGUUUAUUCGUAUUUCUCAGUGAAGGAUUUUGAAAUGUGUAUUGUUCACAAUUGUAUAGUUUGUAUUUUAAUUUAUUUGUUCUGUACCUUGUGAAAGAAAUGUAUUUGUUUAAUGAAUGUCAGAAAAUAAAUACUAUUUUGUUCAAUUUUAUACAAAU